AUGCCUUUCCUUCUUUCUCCCUCCAUAGUCCUAGAGAGAAACAAAGAGAAAGGGUCAGUUAAUUACUCUUUAAAACUAAAACAAAUUCUGCCUUUGUUAAUCUUUCUUUUCCCUCCUUUUCCUCUCACCCUCACAGUACGUUUCCUUCCCUUUUUCUCUGCUUCUCGAUCCCCACUCUCCCAAACAAAAAAGCCUUCUCUUUGAAAGAGAAGCGAAAAGGAAGAAAACAAUCAGUCCGGACUAUGGAUGGCGGUGUUCCGUACAACCCACGUUCCGUUGAAGAAGUCUUCCGGGAUUUCAAGGGUCGUCGAGCUGGCAUGAUUAAAGCCCUUACUACUGAUGUGGAGGAAUUUUACCAGCAGUGUGAUCCAGAAAAGGAGAAUCUUUGCCUUUAUGGAUUUCCUAGUGAGCAGUGGGAAGUGAAUUUACCUGCAGAAGAGGUGCCUCCGGAGCUUCCAGAACCCGCACUGGGUAUUAACUUUGCGAGAGAUGGAAUGCAAGAAAAGGACUGGUUGUCUUUGGUUGCUGUGCACAGUGAUGCGUGGUUACUCUCUGUGGCUUCCUAUUUUGGUGCUAGAUUUGGAUUUGAUAAAGCUGAUAGGAAACGCCUUUUCAAUAUGAUAAAUGAUCUUCCAACAAUAUUCGAAGUUGUGACAGGAGCGGCUAAGAAACAGAUGAAGGAGAGGUCUUCGGGUCUAAAUCAUAGCAGCUACAAAUCUAAGUCAAACUCUAAGCAAGGUUCUGAAGCUCAACCCAAAUAUUCAAAGCCAGUGCCACCAAAGGAAGAGGAUGAUGAUGAUGAAGAAGAUGAGGAGCAUGGAGAUGCAUUAUGUGGGGCUUGUGGAGAAAAUAAUGGAGCUGAUGAAUUCUGGAUUUGCUGUGACAUAUGUGAGAAAUGGUUCCAUGGAAAGUGUGUCAAGAUUACACCAGCUAAGGCAGAGUACAUUAAGCAGUACAAAUGCCCAUCGUGUAACAACAAGAGAGCACGGCCUUGAUGACGGCCAGUUACUGUCUCGUGUGUGAAUUCUAUCAUUGUGGACUUUGCUAGCUGCCUAGAAGCCUCAAGUAUUUUCUUAGUCAAUUAUGUUCCUUUGUCUUGGCAUAUCUUUCAUAGACUUUAUGUGUGGGUCGCAAUUCUCUGUUUAAGUUUAUUAUAAAAUAGGAUGUUAUUAAGGCCGGGAA
This is a messenger RNA of Hibiscus syriacus, 1182 nucleotides long. Its product is annotated as PHD finger protein ALFIN-LIKE 4-like. Gene Ontology annotation, biological process: regulation of DNA-templated transcription. Bases 243 to 995 code for a protein of 250 amino acids. The transcript has 5 exons. Gene Ontology annotation, molecular function: histone binding; transcription cis-regulatory region binding; transcription coregulator activity. Lineage: Eukaryota; Viridiplantae; Streptophyta; Magnoliopsida; Malvales; Malvaceae. The record is from RefSeq and is a predicted model, not a curated record. Gene Ontology annotation, cellular component: nucleus.